UGUAAAGAUGCCGCAAUUAAUUACGCAGUUAAUUGUCACGGCAGCCGUAAUAACAGUUUGUGCUGCCGUUGCAUUGCAGCAACCUCUGUUAGCAAAUGCCCACGGUCCCGCAACAUACAUCCCCUGUCCCUAUUUCUGCGUUUGCCGUGAAACAUUUUGGAAAUGUUCCGACAGCAAGGCAAAUCUGUGGCCGUUAGACAAUCAGCCAACCGCGAUCGUGAAGGGAGUGCAGAUGCUGGAUAUGACCGGAUCGGAUGUCAACGUUCUCCCCAACUGGCCGCCAACCCACAACUUCCCUGAUCUGCAGAUGAUUUUUCUGUCUCAGACUGUGUUUGACGGUUCCCGUCGCUGUAGAGAGUUGGAGUGUCUGGAGAAGUUGGGACUGCGAAUUAUCGCCAACCGCUGCCCGGCAGAUUUACGCAGUGGAUGUGGAUUUCCUCCAUGCUGUUCGUGGACUUCCGCUCAACCGCCUUCUCAGUCGCCGGUCUCGACGGUUACUGAGUCUUGGUCAACCACCGCAAUUCCUCGGGAUAGAGACUCGAGCACCCGGGCCAUGACUCCAACCGGCGCUGACGCUAGCGGUAAGACCACAGCAGCAACAACACCUUUCAGCGUUAUCAUUAUUGUUUUCCACUACUGCUACACCGUUGCCGUUGACGCGGCCGCCGCUCCCGUCCACUGCAGCGGCUAUCACUCACCGGUCCACACGACGAUGGACAUUGACCACCCCACCACCGCCGUCACCACCACAACAACGGCAGGCGGUGGCAGUAAGCUCAUUUUCGAGAAAGACUACACCAUCAACAACGUCGUCAUCACCUCGCCCGCUCACCACCACCCCCACCACUACUGCCCAUAG
Paramacrobiotus metropolitanus is the source of this 859-nucleotide messenger RNA. RefSeq lists its product as uncharacterized. The record is from RefSeq and is a predicted model, not a curated record. Bases 8 to 859 code for a protein of 283 amino acids. The transcript has 4 exons. Lineage: Eukaryota; Metazoa; Tardigrada; Eutardigrada; Parachela; Macrobiotidae.